This is a messenger RNA of Mugil cephalus (flathead mullet), 7460 nucleotides long. Its product is annotated as E3 ubiquitin-protein ligase RBBP6-like. The transcript is spliced from 20 exons. Lineage: Eukaryota; Metazoa; Chordata; Actinopteri; Mugiliformes; Mugilidae. Gene Ontology annotation, molecular function: nucleic acid binding; zinc ion binding; ubiquitin protein ligase activity. Gene Ontology annotation, biological process: ubiquitin-dependent protein catabolic process; mRNA processing; protein ubiquitination. The record is from RefSeq and is a predicted model, not a curated record. Gene Ontology annotation, cellular component: nucleus. The coding region runs from base 984 to 6374 and encodes 1796 amino acids.
CGGCCGGCGCCAUUUUGAUGAAACAGCGAGGAGAGAAGAAGCCUGCAUCACCGAAAUGGAUUUUAUGGAUUUAAACUGAAGAGUCGUCUGGAUUUACAACUUUCAGUUUUCGAGGCUGAAAACGACAGAGGAUCGAAGAGGAUGUUUUUUUGUGUCUUGAAUACGUGACUGCGGGAUUUUGUCAAAUUAUUCGCCAGUUAACGGGUCAACGUUGUUAGCAUAGCACCGCUAACCAUCCGCUGUUAGCUUUUGUUAGGCCACUGGUUGUUUCAUAUUGUGUUAGCUAAUCUCGAGGCGUAGCAUGUUAGCCUUGGCAUUAGCUAAUUUAGCAUUUUUACGCAACAGUGUGGGUUAAGAUUCAUCCAUUUGACGUAUAUCAGUGAAAACGUAAACUCUAUGGACUCGUUGCGGGAAGUUUCACGCACGCUUGUGGACUUUUUGUGGGGCGGCAUUUGUCUCCUCUAAUUACGGACUGAAUCAAAAAAAAAGCUCAACAUUACCACAAGGACGGUUGUUAGGGAAAACCCAGGCCCGCUGCUAGCCGCACCAGAGGCUACCAGUGCGGCCCUGCGGGCUUUCUAUCAAGGACACUUCACGACGGACUUGGCCUCAUUUACAUCGAUGUAACAAAUUACUAUUGUGCUACAUGGACUCCAUUGGAUUUGGUGGCACCGUGUGUUUUGUUGGACUUUAAAGAACUCAAAUGGCUCCGGCCUCACACCUCGAUCUCGAUUAUUUUUCUUGGGCAAUAAUAAGGACUGUGUCGUCACCUGGGAGCUGAAUCUCACCCCCCCUCCCUCCCUCCCAUUAUAGUCCUUUCCUUGUCCGCAGUGUUUCAGCGAUUAUAAAGAAAGUUUACCCAUUAAAGUCACCAGAUUUAGCCUCCUGUGUUCAGUGUUGACGCUGUUUCCUUUUGUUAUAGCAGGCCUUUGUUUUCUUCCUUGUGCUUUGAUUGACUUGAUAAGUGCUUAGACCUGUAAAAAAUGUCGUGUGUUCACUAUAAGUUUUCUUCCAAACUGGACUACAACACAGUCACUUUCGAUGGGCUGCAUAUCACCCUCAGCGAGCUCAAAAGGCAGAUUAUGACCCGGGAGCGCCUCAAGGCCACAGACUGCGACCUGCAGAUCACCAAUGCGCAGACUCUGGAAGAGUACACGGACGAUGAAGCCCACAUCCCCAAACACUCGUCCGUGAUCGUCCGCCGCACUCCGAUUGGUGGAGUCAAACCAGCUGGCAGGACGUUCAUUGUAGAUCGUUCUGACACAGCUGUGGUGGGAUCUUCUAGACCCACGGAUUCUUCUCCCUCUAUGUCACUCGCCCAACUUGCCAAGACUGCUAACCUGGUGGACGCAAAUGCAUCAGAGGAGGACAAGAUUAAAGCCAUGAUGUCUCAGUCGAACCAUGAUUAUGAUCCAAUACAUUACUCAAAGAAGGCAAUCGGACCUCCGCCUGCUCACUACACCUGCUAUCGUUGUGGAAAGGCCGGUCACUACAUUCGCCAGUGCCCCAUAGUGAUGGUGCAGGAUAAGAGUGUGGAUGGUCCCAAGCCAGUAAGAAUUAGUAAAGGCAUCCCGCAGAGCUUCAUGGUGAAAGCAGAGCCAGGCACCAAAGGAGCCAUGUUAACCAGCACUGGGGAAUAUGCUAUACCUGCCAUAGAUGCGGAGGCGUACGCCCAAGGAAAGAAGGAGCGGCCUCCAUUUGUUCCCCACGACCAGUCGUCCUCCGAGGAUGACACAGACCCGAUCCCAGACGAACUGUUGUGUCCCAUUUGCAAUGACCUGAUGACUGACGCCGUGGUCAUACCCUGCUGUGGAAACAGCUACUGCGAUGAUUGCAUCAGGACGGCCUUGUUGGACUCGGAGGAGCACAUCUGCUUCACAUGCAAACAGUCGGACGUUUCACCCGACAACCUCAUUGCCAACAAGUUUCUUCGCCAGGCCGUGAACAACUUCAAGAAUGAGACGGGGUACACCAAACACGCGCGCAAACAAAUGAAGCCCGCGGCCCUUCCUCCGCCACAGUUGGUCAGACCUCGGAGCUCGAGGCAGCAGGACCCGCUACUAGCUAAUGUCACGCACCCUCCUCCAACGAGCGCCCCCGUCAGUGCCCCUCAAGCACAGGUCUCGCCACCUGCACCCGCCUCCUCAGCUGCUCCUGCUCCUACUGUUGCAGCUGCUCAGUCUCCUGCCGCUCCAUCUCCUGCUGCUCCUACUCCUCCUCACGCCGCCUCCGUCGAAGGACGAGAUGCUUCACCAGCUCCUGCUCCCGUCGACCGACAUUCUCCUUUGCUCUCCAGCAGCCAGGGCGAACCACCGCCGCCAGGUGAGACGGAACCAGAACCUACUAUGACGUCAGAUUCAUCAAGAUCCUCAGAGAGUGGAUCACAGAACUACACUCUACCUGUUCUUGGCCACCUGCCGCCUACGAGGCCUCCUCUUCCACCAGGUCAUCCGUCACGGCCCAACCACUCUCACCGAGGCGGAGGCAGACACUGGUACAGAAAUAGAGAGCACCCCUCCCCUCAUCUCCAGACAGCGCCACCUCCAGCACCGGUUGCUCCAGUGUUCCCAGCCCCCUCCCUCUACCCACCCCCACCGCAGCCUUACCCCCCACCUUACACCACCGGCCCCGGCCUCAUCCCUCCUCCUGCCAUGAGUUACCAGCCCCACCAGCCCGUUUAUGCCCCUGGGCCACCGGGACUCAACCCUCCCUGGAUUGCCCCCGGCACCCAGCCCCCCCUUGUCCCACUUCCGCUGUCCCUCUCGCAGCCCCCCCUCUCUAAGGAUGACUUCUACAGACAGAGGCACCACAGACAGGACAAAGUCACAUCCAAACUGGAUGAAUUUACUAAAGACUUUCACAAAGAGCUUAUGAAGUAUAGGAAUCCACCAAAGAGGCGAAGACCAUCUUACUCCAGGUCUCGCUCAUACAGUCGCUCCCCGUUCAGCCGCUCUCCUUACUCUCGCUCUAGAUCGAGGUCAAGAUCUAGAUCCAGAUCAAGGUCCAGGUCUUACUCCUACUCCCCCAGUCGAUCCCGCUCCCGUUCACGUUCCCACGGCCGCUCUUAUCCCCGCUCCCCUUAUUCCAGACGCAACGGACGCAGUUACGGACGCUCGCGGACGAGAUCCCGCUCGCGUUCGAGGUCUUACGGCUACAGACGCUCCGGCUCGCCGCGGUCCCCUCCCUCGUACCGGGCAGCAGGCUGGGAGGGAGCGGAAGGACCGGGGCCCUACAGGUCUCGGUCUCGCUCCCCCGGUGGCUUCCGAAGCCGCAGCCCCGGUUUACGAAAGCCACCCCCUCGGGAAAUGCCGCCGUUUGAUAUGAAGGGUGUGAGUCCCGGAGGCCAGGACCGAUGGGAAAGAGAGCGGUUCCGGCAAUGGGAGAAAGAGUACGAGGACUGGUACAACAAGUACUACAAGGACUAUGACAACCAGCAGCCGCCACUGCACCACAGAGGACACGGCAGCAGAGACCGGGACAGAGACAGGGACAGGGAGAGAGAGAGGGAAAGAAUGUCCCCGUUGUCCAGGGAUUACUCACCCCAGGGAAGAGGGAGAAGAGGCAGAGAAGAGAGGGGCGGUCCACCUCACCACCCCCCAUCCACAUCAUCAUCGGGGGCCAAGUCCAGCUCUAAAGUCCUGAAGACAAAGAAAGUGAAAAAGAGGAAGACUGGUGAUGAGCCAGAGCCGUCACGACAGUCGAUGGACAGAGGGGACGCCACUCCUGUGAGAGAUGAGCCGAUGGACGAAAUACCAUCGCACAGUAAAACGCCUCCCAUCUUCCCAAGGCCUUCUGCUGGUACCGCGCCCUCUAAAACGUCUACCUCCAAAAGUACCGCCGCCUCCGUUAAACCUUCAACCAAGUCGACGUCAAAGACCUCGUCUGAUAAAACAAAGAAAGACAAGAAUCAAAAGGUGAAACCUAAGGUAAAGGCAGAGCCUGUGAAAGCAAAGACCGACAAGGUGAAGAAAAAAACUGGAGAGCCGGUGGUGACCAAAAAGAAAGACUCCUCAUCCUCCCCCUCUGCUGCUAAACCGUCAAAGACCAUCAAAACCAAACCAGAAGACGCCCCAAACUCAACCACCCCCAAAAAGGACAAGGCUAAAAGCUCUGCCGUGAGGCCUCCUCUGCUGAAAACCCCACCGCUGUCCUCCCAGAACAUGUCGCUGUCUCAUCUCUCUCUCCAUGACGGCUCUCGUUCUGGCCACGACAUGCGGGGAAGAAGAGAUCUCCCUCAGGGCGGUGGGAUCCUUCCGCUCCCCCAUCAACACGGCCUCCCGCUCCUCCACCGCCCGCAGUCCCCCGUGGAUAGCCGGAGGAGGAUGGGAGAAGAGGGACGCUCUUUACUCGGACCUCCUCCCGGAAAGCUCAGGAGAAUAGACGGACUGGGGGUCGGAGUUGAUGUCCUCUCCCACUCUCACCUGUCUCAUCAGCCCCCGCUGCACAGAGUCCCGCUGCUCUCUGACAGACCUGGUCCUCUCCCCUUGUCCGGGAGCCGUGAGCAGGGCCGAGGAGAUGCAGAUCGAAGUGCUAUUAGACCACUGAUAGACUUUCAGACGAAGCCGCUGAGGAGGAUCAAGUUGAACAGAGAUGUGGGGAGAAGAAGCAGCACUGAGACGGCCGCCUCGGACAGAGGCCUGUCAGGUCCUGAAAAGACGACGUCCGCCUCCGAUCGAUCGGCUUCCUCUAACAACUCCGACAGAGACAGACACAGCAGUGCAGCGGAGGGGACAGGGAGAAAGGAGCGGUCGACGUCCACAGAGAGGGGCAUCUCCAGAGAGAGGCCUAGCAGUGCUGGAGAGAGACACCACGGCUCAGACAGAGACAGAGACCAGGACCGCAACUCUGGACUGGAUAGAGAGCGAGAUAGGCCCUCCGGUUCAGACAGAGACAGAGACAAAGACCGAGAUAGAGACAGAGAGAGAGAGAGGGACAGGGACAGAGGUCUUGCGUCUGAAAGAGAGAGGGACAGAGUCUCUGGCUCAAGCUCGCAGAAGUCAGCAGUUGCCGCUGAAAAGGACAAGGACAGAGAGAAGUCAGAGAGGACAGAACGAAAGAACUCUGGUGGUGGAAGUGGAGGAUCUAGGUCAGUCUCUUUGGAUAAAAUGACCAUUGCAGAGAAAUCUACCGUCCCCAAAAGGCUGACGGACCACCAGGAGAAACCAAGCACAUCCUCUAAGGACAGAGGGGAGGGGUCAGAGAGACCUGCUAAAUCAGACAGGAGUGUGUCCAAGGACAGAACAGAGAGGAACUUGCCCUCAGGAGAGAAACCAGCUGCUACGCACAGAGAAGGGGUCAAAGAUGCUCAGGAGGCAGCUGGGAAAAGCAAACCCAGGAUCAGCCGAAAGGUUCUGACGAACCAAAAGGACACGUCCACCAGUAGAUCAGCCCAAGAACCAAAGCAGGACCCAGAUAAAGACCAGAAGAGCGCGUCCUCUAAACCUGCUGAGCUGCCCGUGUCCAGCCCUGCCAACAGCCGUGGCCGCAGCCCAAGCGUCAGUCCAGACCUCAGCCCGGCCAGAGAGGAGCCGCCGCUCAUUCAGGCUCCUCCUCGCUCAAAGUGGGAGAGAGAAGACGACGAGGAGGGGCAGGAAAACGGACUCGGCGCAGCCAAGGAGCCCUCACCUGUGCCUCAGAAGGGCCGAAGCAGGGAGGGGCAGCCUGAGGCGCCCAAACCCACGAGGAACGAAAGCAGGGACGCUCCCAGGGAGGAGAGGAGAGGAGCCGUGAGGGAGGAGAAGAAAGGGAGAGCGCCAAGGGAGGACGUUAAGGGUGGCAGGGCGGCACAGAGCAGUUCAGACAAACCAACCAAAACAAAAAUUGUGAGAGAAGAGGCUCGAGGGGCUCGAGGAGAAGAGGGGAGAUCCUCCGCUAGAGAAGAGGAGAGACGAGGCGGAGGAAGAGACGAGGGGCGAGGAGCGGCGGCGGCGGCGGCAAAGGAGGAGAAAGCGGCCGAGAGCCGAGGAGGACGAGAGGAGAGUCGCGGCCCCGAGCCCAGGAGGCAGCGCCUGUGCUCCGACCUGGGCCGCGAGACGGACGAGGCGGCCUUCGUGCCCGACUACAGCGAAGGGGAAGGAGAAGGCUCGGAGCCCGAGAGAGGGAAGAGCGGCAGCGGCAGCCCGUCCCUCAGCCAGCCCUCCCACAGCGCCUCCCCGAGCAACCACAGCGACUCGGCCACCGCCGGGGACAAGAAGAAGAAGAAACACAAGAAACACAAGAAGCACAAGAAGCACAAGAAACACGAGAGCCAGGAAAAGGAAGACGUGCAAAAGGAACACAAGCAUAAACACAAGAAGAAGAAACACAAAAAGAAGAAGGACAAAGGAGCAGAGGACGAGAAGACGGAGAAAGCAGAAGAGGCGUCUCCGUGCUAACGGAGGCUCGGCUUCCUUAGUUAAUACCCAGAUGAGGACGUACCCAGGAGUAACGGCCGACGCUGUCAUUGUGCUUUAUGUUCCACCACUCGGAUGGAUGGAUGGAUGAACUGUCUCUGAUUGUGACACUGAUGGAGAGCCGUCUGACUCGAACACAAACUUUUCCCCGCGGCUCUCCAAACACACACGGUACUUGACGAUGCCCGAAUCGCAGCUUUACGACAAGCUGCUGAGGUCUCUUCAGUGUUUGAUGUCAACCUUUGGGUCAGGAGGAGUGAAGACGGUGAUGAUGAUGUGCUGCGUUAUCGCGAUCAACCUCGAGCUGAACAAGAACGAACACACGACUACGAUAACUGAUCACGCAGAAGUUGGUCUGAAUGAUAGGAUUAACAAACACUGUACUCAGGGAUGUGAUUGCUUCUUUGCAGAGGAGGACGAGAAGCUUUUUCUCUGCCUCUGACUCGUUUGUAAAUAGAUGCUUCUUACGAUAAUUUCUCCUCGGUUUGUUUUGCCCACAUCCCCCAUGUGAUCAAGGCUUAAAUAUAGAAUAACCUUUGUUGCUGUGAGGCCCGUUGGGCGCUCUUUUUGACGGACUGUACAAGCAGUUUUGCACGUUUUAGCACAUUAACUGCAAAUUGUAUAGUUCCUAUUAAUUCAUUUUCAGCACUGAUGGUCUAAUCUAAUAGGCAGUUUAGUUCAUGCCAGUGGGUCUGAUCUUUUUCUUUACGUGUCAACAAAAAAAAGUAAAAUAAAGGCAACAAAACAUUUGUUUAUGGACAACCUAAGAUGUUCCUACUAGACUCUUGGCCUAGAAACAUACAAAAUCACAAGGAUGUCAUUGAAGCUAAAGCAUUUAUGCAUUGAUUGAUUCUACACUGGAUCGUAUAAAUCUAGCAAGUGUUGACAAAUCAGUUCGCAUGUUUUUUGUUCCAAAGGUGCAGUAGUGUCGUGUCAGUGAGUGGAUGUGUGUGCGUGCUGGUCCAACAGUGAAAAUGUGACAGAAACGGGACAAAUAAGAAGAGAUGUGUUCUUUCAAACAGGUUGUUCCAAUUUUUUUAUUAAAUUAAAAUGUUUUGACCUCAAAAA